Dermacentor silvarum is the source of this 5197-nucleotide messenger RNA. Its product is annotated as alkaline phosphatase-like. Gene Ontology annotation, biological process: dephosphorylation. Gene Ontology annotation, molecular function: alkaline phosphatase activity. The transcript has 8 exons. The coding region runs from base 130 to 1725 and encodes 531 amino acids. The record is from RefSeq and is a predicted model, not a curated record. NCBI's taxonomy places the organism in Eukaryota, Metazoa, Arthropoda, Arachnida, Ixodida, Ixodidae.
CCGCAGCCGCCCGUCACUCGCGAGCCGCGUGCGCCCAGCUCCAGGAGCCCGCCCAGCCGCGCGCGCACCGACGGAAGCUCAAACGCGAAGCAGCCUCGAGCGGCGAGUCGAGCAAGCAGGAUCGUGGCCAUGUCGCGUGCUGGGCUGCUGUUGGUGGUGUGCGCCGUCGUCUGCUCGGCGCACGAGGUCACCACGACGGACCACUCCUUCCGCAACCCGAAUGCGGCCGUCGAAGCUGACAAGAAUCACUGGUACCAGGAGGCAGCCAAGGGCAUUGGGGAGCGGCUGGUGCGUCAGCCCAACGUGGGCCGUGCACGCAACGUGGUGCUCUUCCUGGGUGACGGCAUGGGCAUCCCCACGGUGACCGCGGCGCGCAUCUACAAGGGCCAGCGGCUGCACAAGACGAGCGGCGAGGAGCAGCAGCUCUCGUGGGACGAGUUCCCGCACGUGUCCCUCUCCAAGACCUACGGCCUGGACGUGCAGACCUCGGACUCGGCGAACACGGCCACCGCCUACCUCUGUGGCGUCAAGGCCAACGUCGAAACACUCGGCGUGGACUCUCGCGUCAAGAGCGGCGUCUGCCACAACGACACGAGCACACACUUGCCUAGCAUCAUGAAGUGGGCGCAGGAUGCCGGCAUGUGGACGGGCAUCGUGACCACGUCCAAGGUGACGCACGCCACGCCUGCUGGAAGCUAUGCGCACUCGGGCCACCGCGACUGGGAAGCAGCAGUACCCGAAGGAUGUGACGCCGAGGAUAUCGCCUACCAGCUCAUCCAUCGCAACCCGGGCGCCGGCUUCAAGGUGAUCCUUGGUGGUGGAAGGAAGAUGUUCCGUGCCACCCAGGACGAGGAAGGCAAGGAUGGCAUGCGCAAAGAUGGCAAAGACCUGAUCAAGGAAUGGCACGAGGCGAGGUCCAAAAUGGGCAAUGCCAGCUACGUGUGGAACCGUCAGCAGCUGCUCUCUGUCAUGCCUGGAAAGACUGACUUCCUGCUCGGGAUCUUCGACAACGACCACGUGCCCUACGUGAUCGAGCGCAGCACUCCUGACUCCACAAAGCCCACCCUGCCGGAGAUGACCAGAGUCGCUGUGGAGAUCCUUAAGAAAGCGCCCAAGGGGUUCGUGCUGCUCGUCGAAGGCGCGCGCAUCGACAUGGCCCACCACAAAAGCAAGGGUGGAUCGGCCCUGGAAGAAGCCCUGGAGUUCGACCAGGCCGUUCAGGAGACGCGCGACACGCUAAAAAUGGAAGAUUCCCUGCUGGUGGUGACGGCCGACCACUCGCACACGUUCACCAUGGGCGGGUACCCGAAGAGAGGCACCAACAUCCUCGGUAUUGCUGGAUAUUCAGACGUCACCCAGCUGCCAUUUACUGUCAUCACGUAUGGAAAUGGCCCCGGUUUCUCUGACUCCAAAGAAAACUUCACCAACGAAGAAGUUGCGAAGCCCGACUACGUGCAGCGGUCGGCCUUCCCGCUCAAGGAGGAGACCCACGGCGGCGAGGACGUGGCGGUGUACGCCACGGGGCCCUGGGCGCACCUCUACACCGGCGUUCAUGACCAGUCGUACAUCCCCCACGUGAUGGCGCACGCUGCCUGCAUCGGCCACUUUACGGGCGACAAAUGUGCCACGCCCGACGAAAAUACGGGCGCCGGCGCCGCCGCGAUCCCGGCUGCUCAGCUGGUUGCCGUGAUUGCCUCGGCGCUCGGCGCCCUCCUUCUGCGGUGACCCGAAUAAGGACUGUUGUCUCCGCCCGGACGACGUUUUAUUUUGCCGUGUGCGCGUGCAUGUUUUUUGGUUGCCUCUGGCGUUCACACAUUUGAAGCGUGCGCCGCCAGAAGGGGAAACGAGGGAACAAAACGACGACAGUCGGCGGUGCGUUAUUUUGUGCCAGUUGUGACCGGAAUUAAGUGGCCGAAUGUCUAUAUUCCUGACUUAUUAUUAUGCGAAGUUUAUAACAGUACUUCUUAAAUGGCAAUGUUACGGUAACACUGAGAACAGCGAGGUGGCUGUGACGACGUGUUUGCCGUUUGUAAGGCAUGUUUGCCGACGUUAAUUGGGUGCGGCAAAAGGAGGGAAAAAAAGUGUCCGUAAUACGCGACACCCUAGUGUUUCGAAAAUGGCAGCAUGCGUCGGCAGUACCAAAGUGCACUUAUAACGGCGUAAAUUUCUCCACUUAGUGAUGUCCUCAAUCUUUCCUGGGUGAACUACACACACAAUUUAAGGAAGGGCUCAGGGAUUUCGGAGAGAUUUUCGCUCGUGAGAACAGUGUUCUCAUUGUCCAUCGCAUUCGCGUAGCGUCGUUCAGUAUCAGGACUGGCUAUCGCAAGCUUUCACAAAUGUUUAAUUCGUACCAUUAGCGUGCUCAAGCUGCCCGCAUAUAGAAAACACGAACUAUGAACUUAAUAGGUCGUGAACUUGGGCAGUGGGUAAUCCAUUCUUACUUGCGAAAGCGUCUUACUGACUGGAGUUAGGUUAGAAACAUGUACGGCAAACACGGCGCCGUCUCUACCUUUGUGCGCAGCUACAAGGCGUUGAAAAAGAAAAAGUGCUGCGUAAAAAAAAAAGACUGCUUUGAUUUUGGCUCACGCGGUAAGUAGAGGCACUACACUUUUUAAUGGGAAUGUGCGGUCGACUUCGAUCACUAUGACGGAGUAAAGCGCCGGACGGUGCAUUUUCUUCAAGCUGCUUACUUACGCAAUACAGCAUGAAUAUUAAGCGAAAAUAAAGCGAGAGUCACGCUUCUAGGAAGUGUCUAGUGAAAUGGCCAUAUGCUAAGGCUUUUGAGGCAAUGCCUUAUGCGACUGCGAACAAAUCCUUUCCGCAUUGGCUCGCACGUUCUAGUCUUGCGUGUGCAUCCAUAGUGAUUUUGAGAAAGUUUGGUAUUCUUACUAGCGCUUCGAUAUGAAUGAAGUGGAUCCUAGCAUCUCGCUUGGGAUAACGCAGAGAAUCAUGCUGUCGAAGGGAGUUUUCGGAAAACAUGUCCCAGCUUUCUGACCGUUGUUGAGUGGCUUGUUAUCUUUGUCAACGUUUUUGUGAGAUGGUCUUAUUGGCUGUUGACGUUCAUGAACGGCGGCGAAGGAGAAGUGUGCAAGCAUGAGGAACAUUAUGGAUAAUGUGAAUUGUUUUCCCAUCAUAGUUAUGUUCACUUUACUGUGUGCAAAUGAGAGUGAAGCAUGUACCCUAAGGAUAGCAUUACUCAUAGAGAUGGGCUAUCUGUGUUUGCAACAUGUUACUGUUUUUUUACAUGGCGACAAUGAUGGAGGCUGGCAUUCAGCUUGGAUUCGGGUGUACAACUCACUGAUAUUAAUUUCCUGGAGAACGUAGGAGCGCACGCUCAACCUGCAUGUGCUUUGCUGGUGGGCUUCUUCCCUAAUAUUUGAAUGCGUGUGCCCCACAUAGUAGUGCUAACUCCAGGUCCAAAUAACAUUUCAGUGUGCCUUCUUUUCUACAGGGAUGCCUUUGCAUAUAUGUCGACCGCGUACAACGCAAGGGACCAGUUCUUUCAUUACAUGAUGCUGGAAAGUUUACAAAUGUCAUGCAGUCUGUUAUUGUUAUUAAUUUUUUAGCUCAAGCAGAUCCCUACUCCGAAGAUUUUUUAAGAUUACUAUCUAUUCAGGCCUACUUAUGAGAACAAUAUAGUUUAAACCAGCCAGAACGCAGAUAAUGUGGCUUCUGGCUCACUACUUGAGUACACCUAAUGUGCCUUGGCAAAUGAAGCAGUCGAUAUUUGUGGUAUUUGUAGAAGUCGCUCAGGGAUCAAAGUGUAGUAGCCUGUGCGUAGAAAAAUAUUCUUUGUAAUAUACCUUUGGUACAUUGGCUGGCAUAGAAUGAUCUUAAUUAUGUGUAAUUUUGUCAUUUUCGUUAUUCCAGAAAAUCAUUGUUAAAUUGUUGUGCUCGUUGCACUUGCAUGUUAAAACACUCUACUAUGUCACAGCUAUGGUAAAUAAGAAGUGGUGUAUAUUGUGUGCCUCGCUUGCAUGUAGUAGCAUCGAAAUAAUGAGUCUUGAGUUAAGCAUAUAAAAACUGCCACACUGUUGCAUCGCCUGAACUUAUAUGCACAAUUAUAGAGGCCAAUAUUUGUAGGGAAAAAUCAUAUACGAGCACUAAAAUGUAGGAGACAAAACUACGUAUGACGUGCCUGUGCUCAUUGGUGCCCUACUUGCUGUUUGGACAGAUAGUGCCUGCUUAAGCUAGGAACCUCCGCAAUAAAACUUCAGCACCUGAACCCGUAGUGUUGGCACUUGGGCGUUAGUGAUGUAAGAGUGAUUUCUUUUCGUGAUAGAUAUUUUUUCUCAAUUCAGCACUCCUUAUUACAUCACAUGCACUGUACACCUUUGAUUUUCAACGCUAAUUAACCAUAAGCUCUUUUGAUACUGUAAAUAUGGGACGUCUAGUUUGCUAGUCAUGACAUCGUUAUUAAAAAAAAAAAAACAUUAGCUCGUUCGUCGUAUACACGGUGGAUUUUUCUAACGCUCUGCAAUUAAGUAACGAUCAGCAGACGCUGCAGAGGUCAAUAUGCAGAAUAUCUGUAUUCCCAUUAAUAGCCACUAAGCACGGGGUCUUCAUUAGAUUGGGAUAUGAAAUAAAAGAACACAUUUAUAGAACACCACUUGUGUUAUGGGCAUUCCAUUCCAGUUGGGCGAAACUAGGAUGAAUAUAUUAGAUACAGUGCAUUUAAAAUUACUGCGCGAAUCGAUUGACGCAAGGUUGAUCGCCUGACGGGUGUUGUGUGGCGUUUGUUUCUUCUUCUGUCAUGCGUCUCUUUAAUUUGUAUGACUGCCUAUUUGGCGACACAUUGUGCCUUGCUAUUGCACAGAAGCUUGGUGCAUGUAUGCAUCCUGUAUUUUGGUAUGGGCUGUUCUAAACGAAUGGGCCGCAUUAGGCGGCAACAUGCUUUUAAUCGGACUAGUUAUUGUUGAUGCAUUUUAAUGUCAAUGCUUACCAUUUUAUACUUAACUUUAUAGCUUCAAGAUUUCCUGUUGCUUUUAGUUGCACCAGCCAAGGCAAUUUGUUCGCAAUGAACGCUGUUAUUCCAACAUAUUUUACAUCCCACCGCGCUGUUUGCCAUGUGCCAUCUCUGUCGAAUACAGCUUUGUAAAUGACAUCUUUAGAUAAAGCGACGCAAAAGAAACACUGUGAUAAACUAUGUGUAUAAACAACGUUGUUACGUGCCGAUUAAAUGAGCGUUUCGAUACAA